GGCGGCAUGGCCGAGUGGUAAGGCGGGGGACUGCAAAUCCUUUUUCCCCAGUUCAAAUCCGGGUGUCGCCU
Oldenlandia corymbosa var. corymbosa is the source of this 71-nucleotide messenger RNA. NCBI's taxonomy places the organism in Eukaryota, Viridiplantae, Streptophyta, Magnoliopsida, Gentianales, Rubiaceae. The record is from the annotation of a GenBank genome assembly.